GUGGAAUGGCUGAACUUGCCAGAAUAAUGAUAAGAGAUUGUAAAUAUGAUUUGGAUGAAAUUCAGCAGUGUCCUAAUUGUUAUUAUUUAUCAAAUGCCAAACCUCCAAACUGGUUUUGUCAGCCAUGUAAUCCUGCCCAUGAACUUGUGUAUGCUAAGCAGAAAGGCUUUAGUUUCUGGCCAGCAAAAGUAAUAAAGGUUUUAGGCGGAAAAUAUGAUGUUCGAUUCUUUGGAGGAUACCACCAACGAGCUGUGAUCCCAGAAGGAAAGAUCAAGCCUAUCUCAACCAAUGUCAGAAGUCUCACUGUGAAGCGAACUACAGGGUUUGUGAAAGCAUGCAGAGCUUGA
This is a messenger RNA of Haliotis rubra (blacklip abalone), 347 nucleotides long. RefSeq names its product zinc finger MYND domain-containing protein 11-like. Gene Ontology annotation, molecular function: transcription corepressor activity. The record is from RefSeq and is a predicted model, not a curated record. Gene Ontology annotation, biological process: regulation of transcription elongation by RNA polymerase II. The transcript is spliced from 5 exons. The coding region runs from base 6 to 347 and encodes 113 amino acids. NCBI's taxonomy places the organism in Eukaryota, Metazoa, Mollusca, Gastropoda, Lepetellida, Haliotidae.